AUGGCAGACAGAUAUUCCUUCUCCCUCACUACAUUCUCGCCCAGCGGCAAGCUGGUACAAAUCGAGUAUGCCUUGAACGCUGUCAACCAAGGCAUUACCGCCCUAGGAAUCAAAGCUACGAACGGCAUUGUCCUCGCGACCGAGAAGAAGUCCUCCUCUCCCCUCGCCGAUCAGAGCUCGCUUUCCAAGAUCAGCAACAUUACGCCCAACAUUGGCACAGUAUACUCUGGCAUGGGCCCCGACUACAGAGUGCUGGUUGACCGCGCACGCAAAGUUUCGCACACCGGAUACAAGAGAAUCUAUAACGAGUACCCUCCCACGCGCAUAUUGGUUCAGGAUGUUGCUCGCGUCAUGCAGGAAGCUACCCAGUCUGCCGGUGUUCGGCCGUAUGGCGUCAGCAUGCUGAUUGCUGGCUGGGACGAUGGCAUCGAGCCCGAGGAUGCCGAGGAGGUCAAGUCCGAUGACGGCGAGAAGAAGGCCAACAAGAAGACGGGAGGUAUUCUCAAGGGCGGUCCGAUGCUAUACCAGGUCGACCCUACAGGCAGUUAUUUCCCGUGGAAGGCGACGGCCAUCGGCAAGAGCGCGACCAAGGCUAAGACGUUCCUGGAGAAGAGAUACUCGGAAGAGUUGGAGCUUGAAGACGCCAUUCAUAUUGCGCUUUUGACUCUCAAGGAUAAUAUUGAGGGUGAAAUGAAUGGCGACUCUAUUGAAAUAGGCAUCGUCGGCCCUCCUGCCGACCAUCUGCUAGGUCUCGAGGGUGUCGAGGGCGCCACUGGCCCUCGAUUCCGCAAGUUGACACCGCAAGAAAUCGAGGAUUACCUGACGAGUCUAUAA
Beauveria bassiana ARSEF 2860 is the source of this 834-nucleotide messenger RNA. Its product is annotated as putative proteasome subunit alpha type 2. Gene Ontology annotation, cellular component: proteasome core complex; proteasome core complex, alpha-subunit complex. Bases 1 to 834 code for a protein of 277 amino acids. NCBI's taxonomy places the organism in Eukaryota, Fungi, Ascomycota, Sordariomycetes, Hypocreales, Cordycipitaceae. The record is from RefSeq and is a predicted model, not a curated record. Gene Ontology annotation, biological process: ubiquitin-dependent protein catabolic process. The transcript is spliced from 5 exons.